ACUGGGCAGAAGCCCGGCCCGAGUGGGGGAGGGAGGCUCCAGUCCGGAGGAGGCCCUGGAGGUUUCCUUGGUUGUUCACUGCCUUCGAGUCAAUCUCGAGUCAUGGAGACUCUAUGGAUGAGACAUCUCCAAGACCCUCGGUCCUCCACUGCUCUGCUUAGUUCCUGCAACCUAUAAAAGCCGUGACUUCCUUCACAGACUCCAUCCAUCUGCCAGAUGUCUAAUGCAAUCAGUCACAGUGCAAUUUCAGAACUGAAGAGCUUCCCUUGUUCCAUUAAGUCUCAAAGUAAUCCUUCAUCAAGCCAGUUUGUGAGUGAAGCGUGUUGCCAGGAUACCCCAGCUCUCUUUUCAGUGAACUCAAUCCAACAUAAAUCAGAGAAGGUCAGCAGCCAGCCCCUUCCCAUAGCGGACAGUGUCAAAAGGAAAAAGAAAAAAAGGACCAGGGCUACAGAUAAUUUCCCUGGAAGGUUUGAAGAUUUGUACAAACUCACUGCAGAGUUGCUUGGUGAGGGCUCCUAUGCCAAGGUACAGGGUGCUGUCAGCUUGCAAAAUGGGAAGGAAUAUGCAGUUAAAAUAAUUGAAAAGGUUGCUGGACAUAGUCGGAGUCGGGUGUUCCGAGAGGUGGAAACUUUGUAUCAGUGUCAGGGUAACAAGAACAUUUUGGAAUUGAUAGAAUUUUUUGAAGAUAAUUCAAGGUACUAUCUUGUCUUUGAAAAACUACGUGGAGGUUCUAUCCUGGCCCACAUACAAAAGCAAAAGCACUUUAAUGAGAGAGAAGCCAGCAGGGUGGUGAGAGACAUUGCCUCUGCUCUGGAUUUCCUGCACACAAAAGGUAUUGCUCAUCGAGACCUAAAACCUGAAAACAUAUUGUGUGAAUCUCCCACUAAGGUGUCCCCAGUGAGAAUAUGUGACUUUGACCUUGGAAGUGGUGUAAAACUCAACAGUGCAUGUACCCCAAUUACUACUCCUGAGCUGACUACUCCAUGUGGUUCUGCAGAGUACAUGGCCCCUGAGGUGGUGGAAGUGUUCACAGAGGAAGCCACAUUCUAUGACAAGCGCUGUGACCUGUGGAGCUUGGGUGUGAUUUUGUACAUCAUGCUAAGUGGCUACCCACCUUUUGUGGGGAACUGUGGCACAGACUGUGGCUGGGACAGGGGAGAAGUCUGCAAAGUUUGUCAGAACAAACUCUUUGAGAGUAUACAGGAAGGCAAAUAUGAAUUUCCUGAGAAGGACUGGUCUCGUAUCUCAGAUGAUGCCAAAGAUCUUAUCUCGAAGUUGUUAGUUCGUGAUGCCAAAGAAAGGCUUAGUGCUGCUCAGGUUCUACAGCAUCCAUGGGUACAAGGUCAUGCUUCUGAAAGAGGACUGCCUACACCACAGGUUCUUCAAAGGAACAGCAGCACAAAGGAGCUGACCAUCUUUGCUGCUGAGGCCAUUGCCCUGAACCGCCAGCUCUCCCAACAUGAGAAUCAUCUCAGUGAAGAGCAAGAGAGUCUCUCACAGGCCAUGUGUUCAAUGAAGCUUUCUCCUCCUUCCAGAUCUCGGCUGGCCAAACGCAGAGCCAUGGCCCAGGCCACAAAGAGCAGCGACUUCCAACCAGCUUCUCAUAUAGCCCUUUAACACCCCUGUCUAUUUGCUGAAAUUAGACUUGGCUUUUAUAUUACUAUUUUAAAGGACUCAAUGGUUUAUCAAUGUUUUUUAAAAGUUUUUAGAACAAAGUUUAGAACAAAUUAACAAAGUGAAGUAAUAUAGAAGGAAGAUUUCCUUGGAGUUUUUAAAUUUGCAAAUGGUAAUAAUAAUAAGUUUUUAGAUUACAGUUGGUGCUGUGGUACUGAUAUAACAAACCACCCAGGCUGUGUUUGCACAUAGAUUUCAUAAACCCAAGAAAACUUCUGUCUUGUGACUAUAAAAAAAGGGCUCUGAACUAACAGGUUCUUGAAGAACUUUUCAGUACUUUGGGUCUCUGCCUGCAGCUGCAGAAUAACUGGUGGCCAUUCUUCAGGAAACUUGGCUUACCUGCUUAUUUCUUUCUUCGUUCACUAUAAGAUUUCAGUGAAAUAGCAAAACAUAUGCAGAAAAAAAUCUUUCCUUUAUCUUUGUGUCAAGAGUGUGUGUCUUUAUUAAGCUGGAUCCUUGACUACAGAUGUGACCAGAGCUUUGAAAUUUUACUUGUUCAGCAAACCACUCUCAGAAACCUUCAGCCAGGAUGGCCAGUAAUGGAAUUGCUUAAAUUUAAGAUUGUGUGGUGCCAUACAAAAAAGUUUAAAUGUAGUGAGCUUGCAUAGUUGCAGAAUUUGUUUCUAGCGUCUAAUGAUCUGAGGAGCAUAUCAUCUCUUUUGACAACACAACAGGACUUCUGGUUCAGUUUGACAUUUUUAAAGUGCACACCACAAAUGGUCUUCUCUACCACAGUACAGGAAAAGAUAAUGCCAUAGAGUUGGAUAAACUAGCUCAGAGCUUCCUAGAGCUUGGAUCAGUUUGUGCUGGGAGGAGAGAGUCUCUUGCUGGGUCAUAAUACUGAAGUUGGAGAAAGAAAAACCACAGGGCUGGUGUAUGCCAUGUUCAUAGCCCAAUGUAAAGACACUUUCUCAUUAUUAGCUAUGAUGUUUUCCUUUGUGUGUCUCAAUCCCUCCCCACAUUUCUGCAUGCCAAGAGAGUUGUAUUGGAGUAAUCUUAUACUGUACCUCAGAAGCUGUACAUGAAAGCUCCAUUACAGUGUAUUUUGGAUUUAGUAAUGAGAAGACAAGUGACAGGAAAAGAUUCAGAUUUCAUUUUUAAAUGCUACAUACUAUUUCAACUAAUGCCUUUUCAAAACCUGUGGCUUUGUUUUACAAAAGUCAUUUUAAAACCAAACCAGUGAAUUCAGCUUGAGCAUCUUGGGAAGCCUUACUUUGCUGAAAGUGCAAAAGCUGUUCACCUCAGGAAUAAAGCAAGAUUUAUUUAAAGUUGGUAAUUUUUUGAAAAUCAGUAUUUGUGUUGAAGGACCAGGAGACGGGAAAAAUCCAAUAAGCAAUUCUAUAAGAUGUGAAUUGAGGUUAUCCUAAUACAGUCUGGCAGUAUAGCUUCUCAUGUUUGCCUUUGAAUACAAUGUGGGUAUUUAUACAUUUUUAAUGACUGUGCUUCAUAUUAGUGAUGAAUGUGAAGAAUGACUGCUAAAAGUUUUCUAUGUAUUGUACCAUUUGUGAAGGUAAUUAAUUAUACUUUGGUUUUUAAAUGUACUUUAAACUUUUACAGAUAUACUGUACUGCAUAGCUAAUGGUUUUUGUUUUCAAGCAUUUGAAAACUCAGGAAGUAAUAUCCUUAUGUAUGUGACACAUUUAUUAAUAUUGUGUACUUUACAUUAAAAUUAAGUUGUUUCUAAAA
Sceloporus undulatus (fence lizard) is the source of this 3360-nucleotide messenger RNA. RefSeq names its product MAPK interacting serine/threonine kinase 1 (gene MKNK1). Gene Ontology annotation, cellular component: cytoplasm; nucleus. The transcript is spliced from 15 exons. The coding region runs from base 217 to 1617 and encodes 466 amino acids. The record is from RefSeq and is a predicted model, not a curated record. Gene Ontology annotation, biological process: intracellular signal transduction; peptidyl-serine phosphorylation; protein autophosphorylation. Lineage: Eukaryota; Metazoa; Chordata; Lepidosauria; Squamata; Phrynosomatidae. Gene Ontology annotation, molecular function: calcium-dependent protein serine/threonine kinase activity; ATP binding; calmodulin binding.